Messenger RNA from Leptopilina boulardi, 2289 nucleotides. RefSeq names its product ubiquitin carboxyl-terminal hydrolase 22 (gene not). Bases 456 to 1961 code for a protein of 501 amino acids. NCBI's taxonomy places the organism in Eukaryota, Metazoa, Arthropoda, Insecta, Hymenoptera, Figitidae. The transcript is spliced from 6 exons. Gene Ontology annotation, biological process: protein deubiquitination. Gene Ontology annotation, molecular function: zinc ion binding; cysteine-type deubiquitinase activity. The record is from RefSeq and is a predicted model, not a curated record.
UGUUGCAGUGAACACAGUGACCGGCUGGUAUUCGUUGGUUCCCGGGUGACUAUUAUAACCCGUAGAACCAUAAAAUCUCGUGAUUUACUCAUUCCAAUCUAAACAACGUACAUUUGUCUUAUUCUUAUAAAUUGAUGCGAGUUUUAAAACGAGCUUGACAGCGUGACAAGACGACAAGACAUAUGAAAGUAGUUUUCCAAGGCUUACGCGAUUUUCCAUGUCAACGACACGCGCGCUACUGCCAAGGCCAGCGUGUUACGCCCCGCGCACAUUGUUCGUCACCCUGUUCGUAACAUCAUUAUUUCAAAAAAGUCCCUUGGUACCCCACAGGAGUGCCAGGGUUCGUGAAUCAAGGGAAAUCAAAACGGACAUCCCACAAAAUCUUUAGCGAUUUUCGAGUAAGAACAUUGUCGCGAACAUUAACUAUACCACGCCAUCGCUUGUGCCAGCCUGAGAUGAGCGACCAUGGCUGCAUACACUUGAAUAAUUUCAAGGCAGCCAAGGGUAUACAGCCCUAUAAAGUGAUCCAUUCUUAUUUCGUCACCAGUACAUCAAAUGAGGCACGGAUCAGGAAGGCUGUAAGUUGUCUCUGUCACAUAUGUAAAACGUACAAAGAUCGAUUGCACUCUUGUCUUCACUGUAUCUUCUUUGGCUGUUAUGUUAAAGGACAUAUUCAGGAUCAUGCCAAAACGAAAAAACAUUUUUUAGCUGUGGAUUUGUGUUAUGGAAAUAUUUUGUGCUUCCAAUGUGGAGAUUAUGUUUACGACAGAGAAUUAUUAGCUGUAGCAAAGUCACAAUGGAGCGAAUCGGCAAAGUCGUUAAGCAUAGGAGAAUUUUAUCGAGCGUGGGAACCAACUCAGAGCGAAACGGAAUUGUUAAGAAAACAUCCGCGCAGGAGACGAGUAAUCGAAAAUUCUACUAUAGGUUUAAGAGGACUAAUAAAUUUAGGAAGUACGUGUUUCAUGAAUUGCAUAGUUCAAGCAUUGAUUCAUACGCCACUUUUGCGCGAUUAUUUUCUAUCUGAUCGACAUCAUUGUCCGCAACCAAGUCGCUGUUUAGUUUGUGAAGUGGCACAACUCUUUCAGGAAUUUUACUCAGGAAAUAAAGCGCCCCUUACACUUCACAAACUUCUUCAUUUAAUUUGGACACACGCUAGACAUUUGGCUGGAUAUGAACAACAAGAUGCUCACGAAUUUUUUAUAGCAACACUCGACGUUCUUCAUCGACAUUGUGAGGCUGCACCAAUUCUUGUCAAAAAUAAUCCCCAUCAUUGCAAUUGUAUUAUAGAUCAAAUUUUCACCGGUGGAUUGCAAAGUGACGUUGUCUGUCAAGCCUGCAACGGUGUAUCAACAACAAUUGAUCCAUUCUGGGAUAUAUCAUUGGAUUUGGGUCCAACUGCUGGCAGUUCAAUAACAGAUAGUACAGGAGCACCGACAUCAUUGGUCGAUUGUUUAGAAAGAUUUACACGUGCCGAACAUUUGGGAUCAACGGCAAAAAUUAAAUGUAACAAUUGUCAAACAUAUCAGGAGAGUACAAAACAAUUGACAAUGAAACAAUUGCCAAUAGUUGCAAGUUUUCAUUUAAAGAGAUUUGAACAUUCGAGUAUUCAGGAUAAAAAGAUUUCCACUUUUAUUUCAUUCCCAGAACAAUUGGACAUGACUCCAUUUACAUCGCAUCGUCGCAAUGGCAAUAAUAAUAGUGCAUUGAAAAAUAUUCCAAAAAAUGGCGAGGACACUGCCUUUACUGAUAAUCGUUAUUCUUUAUUUGCUGUAAUUAAUCAUGAAGGAUCCCUUGAAACGGGACAUUAUACGGCUUUUAUUCGACAGCAGCGUGAUCAAUGGUUUAAAUGUGAUGAUCAUUUAAUUACAAGAGCACGACUUAAAGAUGUUCUCACUAGCGAAGGCUAUCUGCUUUUCUAUCACAAACAAAUUUUAGAAUACGGACGAAAUAGCAAGUCGUAAGUCUGAUCUAAUAAUUAAUUUAUUGUACUUGAAUUAUUUUUUCGGUAUUCGAUUUUCGAAACCAUGGGUCUCGUUUUGUAAAUUGUCAAUAGCGAAGUAUCGAAGGCAAUCUAGCCAAAGAAUGCCAAUAUCAAAGAUAGUUGCGUGACUAAGUGUGAUUGUAAAAAAAAGCAAGAAAAAGAAAAAUCGAGUGAUUGAUAAAAGAAAAUUAGUCUUUGAAGACAUGGGUAGUCAAAACUAAUUGAAACAAAAACGCUAUAUUAGCGUAGAUUCUUUUAGAAUGGGGACAAAAGAAGAGUGGAUCAAUUAUUAUUAUUAUUAUUAUUUU